Scatophagus argus is the source of this 4781-nucleotide messenger RNA. RefSeq names its product elastin a (gene elna). Bases 897 to 3236 code for a protein of 779 amino acids. The record is from RefSeq and is a predicted model, not a curated record. Gene Ontology annotation, molecular function: extracellular matrix structural constituent. The transcript has 36 exons. Lineage: Eukaryota; Metazoa; Chordata; Actinopteri; Scatophagidae.
ACUAUUGCACAAACUCGAACUAUGCUGAAUACUUACACAAAUCUUUUCAGAGCUCAGGUAGAUCUGCAUGCUUGCAUGUUAUGAGAAACCCAAAAUGAAUGUUUUGCGUUAAUGGUAACUCAGCAUGAAAAACGCUUUCUGGCAAAUACAUGUACAUUUAAAUCAUGUACCUGCAAACCUCCGACAGUUUGAACUUCAGCAGAGCCCAGUGUGACCUUAAAAUCUGUGCUGUGUAUGCGUACAUGAUUGGCUUUAAAUUAGGCAAGCUGAUUAAAAAUGGACUCAGGAGGGCCCAAUCACAACAAGAGCUGUAUUAUGGCAGAGAGCCUACUCUUAAGUAUUGGCUGGUGAUGACAACACCUCAGUCCCUAGAAUCAGUCAGUACUUUCCGCAUGACACUCAAAAUAACAAUUAAUUCCUCUGAAGGAGCACAGAGAAAACAAAACAUUCCCUUUCCAAACUUUUCCUCACCAUAUCUCCCAGGCCACAUACUUACAAGCAGUGCGCAAUGUCUGUCCGGUGUGUUGAACUUAAGAUUAACAAACAUAAAAAAUGCUAUGCAAAUAAACCUGUGUGUGUUUUAUCCUGCUGCCAAGUUCUGUUACAAGUGAAACUGACAGCUAAUUUCCUGCACGGGGGGACAGCCAAAGAAAUAAGGCAUUCGAUGAGGCAAGGCAAAUGCCAUGCAUGCUGGCUGCCUCCCCUGAUUAGAUUAAAAGUCAGCCAUGCUGCUUUUGAUCAUGGAAUGAUGACAGACUAGUAGUGUCAGAUUAGCUGCUCUCAAUACCAACGGGCAGCGUAAGGAUCUGUCUCCCUGCGGAAUAGAUGAAGUCUGACGCAAGCAACACAUCUGCUCACAACUCUUUGGUAUCACAGCACCCUCUAGUGUUCAUGGGAUGUUCAAUUACGGAAUACUCACGUUACAGUGUUUUCAUCGUUCUCCUGUUCAAAAAUGUGGUAAAUCACCUGUUAUUCCUCAGACUGGCCUUCCAGGAGGGGCUGGUGCUGGAAAGAAAGCUGCUAAAGUGCCAGGUGUGGGUGUGCCUGGACUUUACCAAGGUGGACUGGUGCCAGGGAAAGGGUUUGGAGGACGUGGAGUUCUGCCUGGGGUGGCCACUGGCACCGACCUAAGUCCUAAAUCAAUUGGAGGGGGAGGACCAGGAACUCAAGGGCCAGGAGGCCGUGGGUAUGGUGGAAUGCAGCCAGGAGUUUUCCAUGGAUACCCCCUCAAAUCACCCAAAGCACAAGGCGGCUAUGCAGCAAAACCUGGAGGUGGCAAACUACCUUUGGCUUAUGGUGGUUUUGGUCAUGGUGGUGCAGUACUUCCUGGAGGUCAAGUUGGCCCUGGGUCAAGGCCUGGUUAUCCUGUUGGGACUGGAGUGGGGCCUGGGGGCAUCUCACCUGCUCAAGCUAAAGCUGCCAAAUAUGGUUAUGGUGGUGUUGGCGGUGUUGGAGGUGUUGGCGGUGUUGGCGGUGUUGGUGGUGUUGGUGGUGUUGGUGGCGUUGGUGGUGUUGGUGGUGUUGGUGGGGUUGGUGGACUGUACCCUGGACAUGUUCCUGGAGUGGGAUAUGUAGCUGGCUCCAAGGCUGCUAAAUAUGUCGUACCAGGAGGAGUACCGGGAGGAGUACCAGGAGGAGUACCGGGAGGAGUACCAGGAGGAGUACCAGGAGGAGUACCAGGAGGAGUACCAGGAGGAGUACCAGGAUUACCAUUGUCUGGUGGAUAUUCACCAGCAGCUAAAGCUGCUAAAUAUGGUCCAGGUGGUGCAGGUGUAGUUCCAGGUGGUGGGGUAGGUGGAGGAGGAGUUCCUGGACAAGUCCCAUUUUUACCAGGAUAUGGAUCUUUGGCAGCUGGUGCUAAACCUCCUAAAUAUGGAGUGCAAGGAGCAGGCCUCGGAGGAGGCGGAGUUCCAGGAGCAGCAGGGCAGAUAGUUCCAGGUGGUGGCGGCUAUGGUGGUUAUGGAGUUGGUCCUGCAGUCAAACCCCCGAAGUAUGGCAUUUCAGGGGGACCUGGAGCUGGGCUGGGAACUGCAGGGUUGGGGGGAACAGGAGGAGCGGGAGGAGUCCCUGGUGCAGGUCUAGGAGGUGUACAGUACUCUGCUGCUGCAAAAGCUGCUAAAUAUGGAGUUGCGGGGGGAGUUGGAGUAGGGUUAGGAACAGGAGGACUGGGAUUGACGGGAGGAGGCGUUCCUGGUGUAGGACCUGGAGGUGGACAAUACUCUGCUGCUGCAAAAGCUGCUAAAUAUGGUGUCACUGGAUCAGAACUUGCCGUGCCAAGAGCUACUCCGGUUACUGGUGUCAGCGGUGUUCCAGAUGGUUCUGCUGUUGUGGUACCAGGUGGCACAGGUCUUCCUGGAAAACCAGCAAAGGAUGUAGGUCCUGCUGGAACUCCUCCACCAGGCGGUGAGUUCAGUGCAAAUUUUAACAUUUACUUCAUUUUAUUCUGUUGUGUGUCUCAACCUGUUUUAAUAUACCUUUCAUUUCUGACUGUUUUGAAAGUUUCUGGUGGAAUUAUUCAGCCUAGUGCUGGCACAAGUGUUGGUGGAGCAGGCGUUGCAGUACCUUCUGGUCCUUCUGUCGGAGUCCAACAACCUGGAGGUGUUGGUGUUGGCACAGGCGUCAAAGCACCCAAACCUGGAUUUAUACCAGGCACUGGAGUAGGUGUUGGUCCAGGUGCAGGUGGAUAUCCAUAUGGUGGAACCUACGGAGUUCGUUAUGGUGUUGGUCCUGGAGGCACUGGAGCUGGAACUGGACCUGCAACGCUGCCUGGAGCAAAGCCUCUGAAACCUCCAGUGGGUGGUACAGGAGGUGGAGUUGGAAUCCCUCUUGCAGCAGGAAGUUAUCAAGGGGGAUACAGGCCACAUCUUCAUGGUUAUGGCCAGGGUGGGUUGACGUAUCCCUCCGCAGCUGGACUAGGAGGUGGAGGUGGAGCUAAGGCACCCAAACCAGGCUAUGGCAAUCUUGGAGGUGGUGGAGGAUAUCAGCCAGGUGUGGUUCCUGUGGCUCCUGGUUAUGGAGGAGGUUACCCCCAACAGUACUACCAAGCAGGCGGAUUAAUGCACAGCUGCCAGCAGCCAGGUGGAUAUGUACCCGCCCCCCUGACUCCUCAACAAGCCAAAGCAGCCAAGUACGGUGCAUUGCAGGGUUUCCUUGGCGGUGGAGGAGGAGGUGGAGGAGGAGUCUACAGAGGUGGCGCUGGAGGAUGCCAGACUAAAUACUGUGGGAGGAGGAAGUAGAGGAUCUCUUGAGAUCCUGAGUGACCUCAAGAAACCAUGGUGCUACUGCAUGAUCGAGAAUGUACAUUUUAUAUGCAAACAAACCCCAUUAGAAAUCGUGUAAAGAUGUUUUUUUUUUAACUUACUUGACUUCAACGUCUUGUUUUUAUACAAACCCACCGACCCAGAAUUUUGUACACGUUCUGAUGUGACGUAGGCUAUGUUAUUGAUAGUGCCUUUAAUCAUUAAUGUGGUCAAGUUAAUCAGCUUUAACUCCCCGUACUGCACCGGCCUACUUACAAUACGUAAGAGUGUGCUUGUGUCACCAUGUGUUGGUCCUGUGCGUGCGUGCGUGUGUGUGUGUGUGUGUAUGCAUAAGCUUGUACUGUUGUGCGAAAGACUGUCUGAACCAUUGGCUGCCAGUGUGACCUAUGACUGGUUUCCCUUCUGAUUUCACUCCUAAACCGAGGUGUGCCGCCCUCCGCCGUUAGAGCCCACGCUGUCUUGCCUGUGCAGAGCUCGUCACCUCUCUGACAUGACACGAGGGUUGGUCGAGGGUCGUCCAAAAACUGAUGAAAUCUGGACCAAUCUCAGCAUCAGUUCUGGCUCCCCGUCUUCACCGCUGCUAUUUUUAGACCUGCUGGGUACAAAGCAGUGGGAACUGGAGCUCCGGCCAACCCAUCUGCUCUCGGUAACUUUGCUGACUCUGGUUGCUAUGCAGUUCAGCUUUUCUCAGCAUUUUUAGUGUUGACAAACGUGUGAUGUUCGAAGAGCAUUUCCUGCUCUGAGGGGCAGUUUGCCGUCAAAAAGUCAUUCACUGCAGGAUGUUUAAAACCCAUGGGAAACCAGUGUUGUCUUUUCACUCCAAGUCGAUUCAAAUGUAUUUCAGAUACUACUCUGGCAUGUACAUUAUGUAUGUGUGAAUGUUUAUGCUUAUGUUCUAAAGUCUGGACUUCACACCGCUUCAGUCUGCUUCAAAUGUUUAGUCUCAUCGUAGCAGUUAUUUACAUUUAUGUAUCUUGUGAUUAUUCAAGAUUUUUUUUUUCUUUGCACCAUGCUUUGACUCAUAGCUUUAUCGUUAUCAGGAAUAUGUGAACAUAAAACAAGAACAAUCCUUUGCUUUUGCAUUUAUUCACUGUUUAGAAAUGUAAUACAGAAUAAGACUUUGUGUAUGUGAGGCAUAAGCUCCCAUUGUUCUUUAUUUACUUGAGCUGCUUUUUUCAAAAAAAAAAAAAAAGCUUACCGACCAAAGGUUCAUGAGCGCUGUUGCCAGGUGACCCCAUAUCAUUUUGUAACUGUGUACUGUAUUUUGUACUAAUUUGAUGUUUGCUGGCUCCAGUUUCUUCACUCGGUGCUGUGUAAGAACUGUCUUUGAGCCUCGCUGGGUCAGACCUUGUCUUAUGUGCCGUGGGAUACUCUUCAUCUUUAUUUAAAACUGUUUUUAUAAGGAGGAACAGUGUGGUUUUGCACUUUUUAUAUUUCCACGACACGACGUGUGACUUGUUCCCGGAUAUCCCGGCAUUUUAUUUGCUUCAUUAAAUAACUAAAUAAAAUGUGUUAAAAGAU